AUGGACCAACAAAGCGGCGUGGAGCGCCCUUUCCAACCGCCUGAGACUGAGGGGGUCAUUCAGGACCCUGGGAUCCAGUCAGUAAGGGACGACUGGGGAGCUCGCGCCAGGCAGAGAAAGCGCGAGGCCCCUGGGUCUCCCGGCGGCCCUAGGACGCCGCAUUUGGGGGCCGGUUCUCGCCGCGCAUCCUCUGCCUGGGUAGGGGCUGCCAGGUGUGCGGGCAGCCGGGAGCAGGAAUGUUUUAAAGGAAGUUGGGCUACUCACAAGUUACUACAUAAGAAAGCGAAAGAUGAAAAGGCCAAGCGAGAAGUGUCUUCCUGGACCAUGGAAGGUGAUAUCAACACGGACCCUUGGGCAGGUUAUCGAUAUACUGGUAAACUCAGACCACAUUAUCCACUGAUGCCAACAAGGCCAGUGCCAAGUUACAUUCAAAGACCAGAUUAUGCUGAUCACCCUCUAGGAAUGUCUGAAUCUGAGCAGGCUCUUAAAGGUACUUCUCAAAUCAAGUUACUCUCAUCUGAAGAUAUAGAAGGGAUGCGACUCGUAUGUAGGGUAAGAAUUUUUUCCCAUGGGACAGGACAUGCAUGCAUUGCAAGAAAUUGCUACCCUUCUCCUCUGAAUUAUUAUAAUUUCCCAAAGUCUUGUUGUACUUCAGUGAAUGAAGUGAUCUGCCAUGGAAUUCCAGACAGACGGCCUUUGCAGGAAGGAGAUAUUGUUAACGUGGACAUCACUCUUUACCGCAGUGGUUAUCAUGGGGACCUGAAUGAGACGUUUUUUGUUGGAGAUGUGGACGAGGGAGCUCGGAAGCUGGUGCAGACCACGUAUGAAUGUCUGAUGCAAGCCAUCGACGCAGUGAAACCUGGUGUUCGAUACAGAGAAUUGGGAAACAUUAUUCAGAAGCACGCCCAAGCAAAUGGCUUUUCAGUUGUUCGAAGCUACUGUGGGCAUGGAAUCCACAAGCUUUUUCAUACAGCCCCCAAUGUACCCCACUAUGCCAAAAAUAAAGCAGUUGGAGUGAUGAAGGCCGGCCACGUAUUUACAAUUGAGCCAAUGAUUUGUGAAGGCGGAUGGCAGGACGAAACCUGGCCGGAUGGUUGGACGGCGGUGACGAGAGAUGGAAAGCGGUCUGCUCAGUUCGAGCACACCCUGCUGGUCACGGACACUGGCUGUGAAAUCCUAACCCGGCGACUCGAUAGCACGCGGCCUCACUUCAUGUCCUAAUUUUAAUUUCUCCCGCGAUGGCACAUCUCAGUGAUACCUUCUGGCUGUACCAUGCAUUUUAUUGAGAGUACAGAAUGGAAGAGGAAAUUUUUUAUUACUUGUUUUGUUUUGCUUAUAGAUAAGGACUACAGCAUUUGAUGUGUGUCCUCAAGAACUUGUCAAGCCAAGAAGAAUAAAGGAAACAUUUCUCAACUCCUUUCAAUGCUCUCUUCUCCCCACAAAAAUAUCUCUGCACCCCCGUUUCCUCCUCUGCCCUUUGAGCACUUUUACUUAAACCUGCUUCUUUCUAGUUGCUUUUAUCACUGCCACCACUGGGCCGUCAGGAGCCAGCUGCUUUCCAGGUGAAUGUUGGAGAUGAGAAUCCUUGAAACUUUAGCAACAUAUGUUGCUCCAGAUUUUUUUUAUUAUAUAUGUAUGGAAAUAUAUAUGUGUACAUUUAAAAUUUCGUAUAUGUAAUUGCUGAACACUAUGUGACCUGGGGUUUGUGUUGAUUCUGCUCUGACAGGGUUAUGUGCUGUCAUAAAUGGACCCAUAGUUUGCAGUGAUUUAAUUCCCAGUUGGAAAUUGGCCUCCCAGCUCCUCCUGCUAAUUACCCUUGCAGUUGUGUAUAAGGAAGCACUCGGUCAGUGAGACUUUGUCUCCAGUGUGGACUCUGUGUCAGUGAAUGGAUGUGUCAAAAUUCACUUUGGAAAAAGGUUAUCAGGUUUUUCAAAAUUUAGUUUAUGGCAAAAAUAGCCAUGCCCCAAGUGGUAGCUGGCUGUUGCAGAGCAUGAGAUUUUUGUAAUACAUUGCUGUUUCAGACCUCCGUUGGUCACAAUGGGAGGAAAAAAUGCUCCCUUCCUCCGUCUUAUUUCAAAGGCACAUGGUGGAAAUAUUCAGAGAAGGGUAGAGGUUGCACUGUGGAGGUUGAUGGGGAAAGAUGGUUCGAAAUCUCACCAGCAGUGAGCAGAGUGAGUCAGGUGGGCUGUAAUUCUAACACUUAGUAAACCUGGUAGUGAUGAGCAAGGAACUGCCUAGGAGACUGGACUGCUCCCUCGGGAGGGAUGCAGCUGUCCUCGGUGUCCUGAAAACACACUUCACCUUUACGUAGUUGGGAACCUCAUUAAAGAUGACCUCAGCUGCCCAAUAUCUGUGUUCUUUUCAGUAGUUCAGCCCAGAUGGGAGUGUAUCCAGUGAAGACAUAUCAGAUCAAAGUCAUCAUCAUCACGUAGUGUACUUGAUUACCGAGUAUCUGGUAACUUUAUUGUAAGAUAAUUUGAUACCACUGACAUGUUCCACUUGUACAAGAACAUCUUUCCCAGAGUGCCUCAGACCUUUAUUGCUUUAAAGGAAUUAUGAUGAUGUUUUCAUUACCUUUAUUAUUUUAAUGAUUUAGUAAAGUGACUGAAUCUGGUAUAGACUUUUGGGGGUAUGUGUGUGAAGUUUUUUAUCAAACUGUAAUAUUUGUGAAUGGAAUGCCUUGCAAUAUGAAUGUUAAUAUAAUGUGUAAAGGGAGAUUAAAAAGUUUGAAUGAUUAUCCCACCA
Vicugna pacos (alpaca) is the source of this 2745-nucleotide messenger RNA. The record is from RefSeq and is a predicted model, not a curated record. Lineage: Eukaryota; Metazoa; Chordata; Mammalia; Artiodactyla; Camelidae.